Dentiscutata erythropus is the source of this 471-nucleotide messenger RNA. Lineage: Eukaryota; Fungi; Glomeromycota; Glomeromycetes; Diversisporales; Gigasporaceae. The record is from the annotation of a GenBank genome assembly.
UUGUUUACUUUUUUCGCUUUGCUGUUGCUCGACUCUAAAGAGUCCAGCUUUUUCGAAAUUCGUGUGACCUUUUCCAUAAAAAUUGUCUUUAAUAAAAAAUUGUCUCAUAAAUUCUUUCGUUCAGAAAAUCCUUUUAUUCGAACAAAUAUAAAAAUUUUACAACCUGUUCCUCAAAGAAUAAGUGGGAAACUAUUAGACAUGUCUAAUAUGAGUUUUAUUGAAGAAUCAGAAAUCACUUCGAACUUACCAGUACAAGAAGUGCAGGACGAACCUGACACUGGUUUUAAAAAUAGCCUUGACAGACUUACUCUAGACACGUUGAGAGUUCUAUGUAAUGCAGAAGGUUUAUCUAGUUCAGGGGCAAAAAAGGAACUGGUAGAAAGAUUUGCUGCAAAAACAUCAAAUAAAAUACGAGGUAAAUUACCAGAAUCAAUUGAUGUUGUACAAAAUAGUGACGAACGAAGAUACCAA